AUGUCGAUUAAGGUGGUCGUUGAAGGACUCACUUUGAACAUUAUUAGUGUAUAUGCGCCGCAAGCGGGCUUAGGCAAUGAGGAGAAGAGGCGCUUUUGGGAGGAUUUGGACGAAUUAGUGGGAGGCAUACCGCCUACUGAGAAGCUAUUCGUGGGAGGUGAUUUCAAUGGACACAUCGGACCUAUUUCGGGAGGUUAUGACGAUGUGCAUGGAGGCUUUGGCUUAGGAAACAGGAAUGGAGGAGGAGUCUCACUUUUGGAUUUUGCAAGAGAUUUUGGGUUGGUGAUAGCCAAUUCGAGUUUCUCAAAGAAGGAGGAACACUUGGUAACCUUUCGUAGUUCGGUGGCUAAGACUCAAAUAGACUUUUUACUCCUUAGGAAGGAUGAUAAAGGUCUGUGCAAGGAUUGUAAGGUCAUACCGAGCGAAUAUCUUACAACCAGACAUAAGCUCUUGGUGAUGGAUUUAGCGAUCAAGAUGACGAGGAAGAAGAGGGUCGUGGAGGACCGACCUAGGAUCAGAUGGGGGAGUUUGACCACUAUUAGUGCCCUGGAGAUGGGAGAGAAAUUGAAGGAUAUGGGGGCCUGGGAUAGUAGUGGGGAUGCGAGCAGUAUGUGGGAUAAGACGGCUAGUUGCAUUAGGGUGGUAGCAAGGGAAGUGUUGGGGGUCUCGACGGAGUAG
Lycium ferocissimum is the source of this 678-nucleotide messenger RNA. RefSeq lists its product as uncharacterized. The transcript has a single exon. The coding region runs from base 1 to 678 and encodes 225 amino acids. The record is from RefSeq and is a predicted model, not a curated record. Lineage: Eukaryota; Viridiplantae; Streptophyta; Magnoliopsida; Solanales; Solanaceae. Gene Ontology annotation, cellular component: nucleus. Gene Ontology annotation, biological process: chromatin remodeling.